Messenger RNA from Dioszegia hungarica, 1005 nucleotides. RefSeq names its product alpha-ketoglutarate-dependent sulfonate dioxygenase. Lineage: Eukaryota; Fungi; Basidiomycota; Tremellomycetes; Tremellales; Bulleribasidiaceae. The transcript has 6 exons. Gene Ontology annotation, molecular function: 2-oxoglutarate-dependent dioxygenase activity. The record is from RefSeq and is a predicted model, not a curated record. The annotation marks the transcript as partial. Gene Ontology annotation, cellular component: cytoplasm.
UAUCCCUACGCCAAAUUCCUCCCGUCCUAUGACCCCGGGCUCAAGCUCCCCCCGCUGGAGCCAUUCGAGCAUGUCGACCCGGGCCACGCCGCUCUGCUAGACGCCAACCCCCGGUCCUUCCUCGACGGGGCCAAGGAGACCUCGCUCACCCCCAAGUUCGGGUCCGAGAUCGAGGGUAUCCAGCUCAGUCAGCUAGACGCCAGAGCCAAGGGACAGCUCGCGCUGUAUGUCGCCCAGCGAGGCGUCGUCGUUUUCCGGGACCAAGACUUUGUCGAUCAGUCUCCCGAAUGGCAGCUCGAGAGCUGGGGCAAAACCUUUGGCCGGCUCCAUACCCACCCCACCUCUGGCCAGCCAAAGGAGUACCAACAGUUCCACCUCGUCUACCGUGAUGGUGCCGGUGCAGACGGACCGGGCGCCGCCAGCCUCGUCCGCAACUACUAUGCCGACAAGCUCACCUCGACCCAGUGGCACAGCGACGUGACGUACGAGGAGCAGCCGCCGGGACUGACCACCUUGUUCCUCUACGCCACGCCCGAGUCAGGUGGGGAUACCACCUACGUCUCUCAAGUCGAGGCGUACAACAGGCUCUCGCCCUCAUUCAGGACCUACCUCGAGACGCUCUUGGUCGUCCAUUCCGGCCAGGAUCAAGCGGACAAUGCCCGUCGAGGUGGCGGUGUCAUCAAGCGCGAGCCGGUCGAGAAUGUCCACCCCCUCGUCCGUCGCCACCCCGUCACUGGCGCCAAGGCUCUGUUUGUCAACAAGGGCUUCUCCAGGCGGAUCGUCGGGCUCAAGCAGGAAGAGUCGGAGGCUAUCCUCAACCUGCUGUACGCGCACAUUGCGCAGGGUCAAGACUUCCAAGUCAGGGCGAGCUGGAAACCCCGCUCGGUCGUUCUUUGGGACAACCGCAUCACCGCCCACAGCGCUACCGGGGACUACACCCCCGAGGCCGACGGCUUCAGGCACGGUGCCCGUAUCACCCCUCAGGCUGAGAAGCCCUUCUUAUAG